Molecule: messenger RNA, 2690 nt
Organism: Gavia stellata (red-throated loon)
Lineage: Eukaryota; Metazoa; Chordata; Aves; Gaviiformes; Gaviidae
Gene: FDFT1
Product: farnesyl-diphosphate farnesyltransferase 1
Exons: 8
Coding region: 1-1257 (418 amino acids)
Biological process (GO): farnesyl diphosphate metabolic process; cholesterol biosynthetic process
Cellular component (GO): endoplasmic reticulum membrane
Molecular function (GO): squalene synthase [NAD(P)H] activity
Source: RefSeq, a predicted model, not a curated record
AUGGAGCUGCUGAGGAAAUGGCUGGGCCACCCCGAGGACAUCUACAACCUGCUGCGGUUCAAGAUGGGCGGCUACCGGGCCGUCAUGCCGCGGAUCGACCCGGACUCGCUGGGACGAGGCCUCCGCACCUGCUACCGCUACCUCAACCAGACCAGCCGCAGCUUCGCCGCCGUCAUCCAGGCCCUGGACGGAGAGCUGCGACAUGCCGUCUGUAUAUUCUACCUAGUUCUCCGUGCCCUGGAUACUAUAGAGGAUGACAUGACCAUCAGCUUAGAUGUAAAGGUCCCGAUGCUGCACGAGUUUCACUCCUAUCUCUAUCAGCCAGAGUGGAAAUACAUGGAGAGCAAGGAGAAGGACCGGCAGGUGCUCGAGGACUUCCCAACGAUCUCCAUGGAGUUCAGGAACCUGUCAAAGGUCUACCAGGACGUGAUUUCAGAUAUCUGCCACAAGAUGGGCGUCGGGAUGGCGGAGUUCUUGGAGAAGAAGGUGGACUCCCAGCAUGAGUGGGAUAGGUAUUGUCACUACGUUGCUGGGCUCGUGGGGAUCGGCCUUUCCCGUCUCUUCUCUGCAUCAGAGCUAGAAGAUCCUAUUGUUGGGCAAGACACGGAGCUGGCGAACUCCAUGGGCCUUUUCCUGCAGAAAACCAACAUCAUCCGUGACUAUCUGGAGGACCAGCUGGAGGGAAGGGAGUUCUGGCCUAGGGAGGUUUGGAGCAGAUACGCAAAGAAGCUCUCAGAUCUUGCCAAACCAGAGAACAUCGAUAUGGCUGUCCAGUGUCUGAAUGAGCUCAUCACCAAUGCCCUCCACCAUGUCCCUGAUGUCCUCACAUACUUAUCCCGCCUGAAAAACCAAAGUGUCUUCAACUUCUGCGCUAUCCCCCAGGUGAUGGCUAUUGCCACAUUGGCUGCCUGCUAUAACAACAAGCAAGUGUUCAGGGGAGUCGUGAAGAUCCGGAAGGGACAAGCCGUCACUCUAAUGAUGGAUGCCACAAACAUACAAGCUGUCAAAGCCAUCAUGUACCAGUAUGUGGAAGAGAUCUACCAGAAGAUCCCAAGCACGGACCCAUCAUCCAACAAGACGCAGCAGGUCAUUGCCUCCAUCCGUGCCAUGAGCUUGCCCGGUGGCCCCAUGGCAUCACGCCACCACUACUCCCCCAUCUACCUGUCGUGCGCCAUGCUCCUGGCCGCCCUGAGCUGGCAGUACCUGAGCACCAUCUCCAAGGCCACCGAGGAGUACGUCCAGGCGGGCGAGAACUGAUGGGCAGCGGGCGGGCGGGAGGAGAGAUGGUCGGUGGAUGGGCAGCGGAGGCAGGAUUCCCCUGCCAGAGGGGAUGGCCAGGCACCGGGGUGCUACGGGGCCUGGGAUGGUGACGAGGGCAGGACGCCGGUGAGCUGCAGCCCCGGGGUGAUGGUGCAGCAUUGCCAGACUCCGCUCCUCACCGCCCUUGGCCAUCUGCUUGGAUGGUUACAAACAUUAAUUGGAGUCUUACUGUUUGGGGUUGAAUUUUUUUUUUCCCUUCUUUCCUGUUGGAUGGUUUACCUGAAAUUUUUUUUUUUUUGUUAGGAUGGUUUUAAAUAGAAACUCUCGUUGCCUCUUUUCUUGCUUGACAUUUGAGACUCCUUUCCAGCUCAGAGCUGAGCAAAACCUUCUGGGUUUUGCUUCCCUUCCUUAGGCAGCCUCUGGUGCCUGCUCCGCACUGGAAGGACGCUGCUUCAGCCAGGAGAGGAACGCGCUUCCUAUCCAGGGAAAAAGCACUGGCCACCUUCUGGCCCUCAGCCCAUGCCCAUUGACAUCCUGCAGCCUGGAAGGAGGCAGAGGCAACCUUCACAUUUCUGUUGUUGUGCUGAAGGAGGCUGCUAUGCUUGAAACAAGCCCUUUUAAUGUUAAAUAAUGUUGGAGGUGGGAUGCUCUGUCCACUGUAAGUGCCCCCAGCUGAAAGCCAUCUAUUGCAGCUCCCUGCCCUCGAGCAGAUGGCACCCUGCACUUGCAAAGCUUCGUGUUUAGGCAGCUGGGGGGGUGGUUAAAAUGAGAAGGGAGCUGCCUGCAUGCCCUGAGCUAAUAACCCCGUGCCUGACUCCACUGCGGGGUCUGGGCUCUGCACCAUUCCUCCAGCCCAAGGGGCUGGGUGGCCGGGGCAGAGCAGCACCAUCAGGUGCCUCUGCAAGGCAGGGGAGCGAGGGUUUGCACCGUGCUGUCCCUCAUGGGAUGCUUUUUUGGGGGGCUUGGUGCAUCAGCCACCCUGAAAGGCAGCAGUGAUCCCUGCCACAGGCUGGGAAGGCUUGAGCCAUGGAGGGGGGGCCGGGGCAGGUUUCCCUGGCCCCCUUGGCGCUAGCUGGGGAUGCUUUGGGUUAGACUGAUGUGCAAACUGGAAGAGGCAUCCACUGCUGUUUUGAAACACGUCAGGCUGGACUUACUUCAAGAAGAAACACUGCUUUAAAGACUAGUCCUGUUUUCCUGGGGUGGAUUUUUGUUUUCAUGGUCCCUAUCACCCCUAAAUGCUGCUUUGCCUUUGUGAAGGGAAGGACAGCCCCUGUCCUGGUGCAGGACAGAGCUCAAUCUACCAGGCGCAGUUCGGUGGCCUUUGCAAGGCCAAGCCUGUGUGGCCAGGCUGUUACUCAGAGGGAGAACCCCUACUCCACAAGUACCGAUGUAGAUAGAUAGUUUUAAGCUGUUGUUCAAAAGAAAGUUGC